Messenger RNA from Mesitornis unicolor (brown roatelo), 1968 nucleotides. It is a transcript of the gene GLYR1, whose product is annotated as glyoxylate reductase 1 homolog (Arabidopsis). The record is from RefSeq and is a predicted model, not a curated record. Gene Ontology annotation, molecular function: NAD binding; oxidoreductase activity, acting on the CH-OH group of donors, NAD or NADP as acceptor; NADP binding. The transcript has 15 exons. Lineage: Eukaryota; Metazoa; Chordata; Aves; Mesitornithiformes; Mesitornithidae. The annotation marks the transcript as partial.
GGGAAAGCUGGGCCGGUAUCCCCCAUGGCCAGGAAAGAUUGUUAAUCCACCUAAAGAUCUGAAGAAACCUCGUGGAAAGAAGUGCUUCUUUGUGAAGUUUUUUGGAACAGAAGAUCAUGCUUGGAUCAAAGUGGAGCAGCUGAAGCCUUAUCACCCUCACAAAGAGGAAAUGAUAAAGAUUAACAAGGGUAAGCGCUUCCAGCAAGCUGUGGAUGCUGUAGAGGAGUUCCUUAGAAAAACCAAAGGCAAGGACCAGGCGUCUUCCCAUAACUCCAAUGAAGAGAAGAAUCGGCGUAAUUCCAGUGAAGAAAGAGGCAAGCAAUCCGCUGGUGAAGAGAAACGCAAGGCCAGUUUGUCUGAAGGGAAGUCGAAGAAGGGCACAGGGGAAGGAAAAAAGAGGGUCUCUUCUGUAUCGUCAGAGAGAGGAUCAAAAUCACCUUUGAAAAGAGCCCAGGAUCAGAGCCCCCGAAAGCGGGGGCGUCCACCCAAGGAUGAGAAGGACCUCACAAUUCCAGAGUCAAGUACAGUGAAGAGAGUGAUGACUGGAACAGUGGCUGGGUUUAAAUGGCCGCCAAGUGUCAGUGAGCCUGUGAAGGACAGUGAUCCACAUUUUCAUCACUUACUGCUGAGCCAGACAGAGAAGCCAGCUGUCUGCUAUCAAGCCAUCACAAAGAAGCUGAAGGUUUGUGAAGAGGAAACAGGAUCCACCUCCAUCCAGGCAGCAGACAGCACCGCAGUCAAUGGCAGUAUCACGCCUACAGACAAAAAGAUAGGAUUUCUGGGACUUGGCUUGAUGGGAAGUGGCAUUGUCUCCAACUUACUGAAGAUGGGUCACACUGUCACUGUCUGGAACAGGACUGCUGAGAAGUGUGAUUUGUUCAUCCAGGAGGGGGCACGGCUGGGAAGAACCCCUGCUGAAGUUGUUUCCACCUGUGACAUCACCUUUGCCUGUGUAUCAGAUCCAAAAGCAGCCAAGGAUCUGGUACUUGGUCCGAGUGGAGUGUUGCAGGGGAUUCGCCCAGGGAAGUGUUAUGUGGAUAUGUCCACUGUGGAUGCAGAUACAGUCACAGAGCUGGCCCAGGUGAUAGUGUCCCGGGGUGGUCGCUUUUUGGAAGCACCAGUUUCGGGAAAUCAGCAGCUAUCUAACGAUGGAAUGCUUGUGAUCCUGGCAGCUGGCGACAGGGGUUUAUAUGAGGACUGCAGUAGCUGUUUCCAGGCGAUGGGGAAGACUUCUUUUUUUCUAGGUGAAGUAGGCAAUGCUGCCAAGAUGAUGCUGAUUGUGAACAUGGUCCAAGGCAGCUUCAUGGCAACGAUAGCAGAAGGACUGACUUUGGCUCAAGUGACUGGCCAGUCCCAGCAGACCCUUCUGGAUAUCCUCAAUCAGGGACAACUUGCCAGCAUCUUCCUGGACCAGAAGUGCCAAAAUAUCUUGCAAGGAAACUUUAAACCCGAUUUCUACCUGAAAUACAUACAAAAAGAUCUUAGAUUAGCUAUUGCACUGGGCGAUUCUGUCAACCACCCAACUCCCAUGGCAGCUGCUGCCAACGAGGUCUAUAAACGAGCAAAAGCAUUGGACCAAUCAGACAAUGACAUGUCUGCAGUGUACAGGGCCUACAUCCACUAGGCUGCACCGUUCUUACUGUUAAUACUAUGAUUGAUUAAUAUUAUUAUGAUACUGGGUUUUAACUCUGGACCAGUCCAUCUCUGUCUCUCCAUUUCCUUUUAUACACAGACUUUGAGAUCUGCCACGGAGGCAGCUGCUGCGGUGAGCCUUCCCCUGUGGCAGAAGGGGGGGAGGAGGGGUCUCGGAUUGCAGUCUAAUUAGAAAAAUCCAUGCCAUGCACUGACAGUCAUGGAACAGAACAGCGGCAGCUUGUUCAGAAGCUCUGAGGCAAUUCUGCCAGAAAUCUGCUGCUUGGCUGCUUUUAUUUUUCCUCUUUGUAUGCUUGUCCAAGAUGCUGUUUCUAA